Nasonia vitripennis (jewel wasp) is the source of this 4015-nucleotide messenger RNA. RefSeq names its product CTL-like protein 1 (gene Ctl1). Gene Ontology annotation, cellular component: membrane. The record is from RefSeq and is a predicted model, not a curated record. NCBI's taxonomy places the organism in Eukaryota, Metazoa, Arthropoda, Insecta, Hymenoptera, Pteromalidae. The transcript is spliced from 12 exons. Gene Ontology annotation, biological process: transmembrane transport. Gene Ontology annotation, molecular function: transmembrane transporter activity. The coding region runs from base 173 to 2200 and encodes 675 amino acids.
GAGAGAGAGCAAGACAGUCCAUCGCGAAUCGUCGUCGGCGCCUUUUAUUACACGCACGUCCUUUCCGCGCCUUUUUUCCUCGCACACGUCACACCCACGCUUUCGUUAUCCCCGUCGUAUAUAGCUAGUGUUUUGUUUCCGUGUAGGCCGAUAUACACACGACGCGAGGAAAAUGUCCUGCUGCCUCGGCGCCGACGACGACGAGGAGCAACAACGCUCGGAGACGCCGCGGGUCCGAGGAUGUACCGACAUCUUCUGGCUCUGCCUCUUCAUCACCUUUUGGUUCCUCAUGAUAUUGAUAGCAGCUUUUGCAUUUGUGUACGGCAGUCCAAUAAGGCUAAUAAAUGGAUAUGAUAGUUUUGGAAAUACCUGUGGUGUCAAUAAUAGUAAAUUUGGAGCCAUGGAACUUUCUGGACAGGACAAUAGUGAUAAACCGUAUUUAUUCUUUCUGGAUGUCUCGAAAGUUAGGCAAUCAUUAAAAAUUUGUGUAAAAAAAUGUCCAGAGCGCACCUUAAAUUCCAUGGUAGAUGUUUGUAACUUUUACAAAGAGACUGGUUCACAAUUGUGCCAUGAUAAGCCAGGAAGUGGUUUUAGUGCCUGCAAAGAUAUGCGAAAUUUUAACAACCUAAAUAGAACUGGUUCUUGUCCAGUAUUCCCAGUUUAUGAAAGUAAAUCUAUUCUCAAUAGGUGCAUACCUACAGGACUUACUGAAGUCACCAAGUCAAUAGCUUCUAAUUUGUAUGGAUUACUUAACUCAUGGGAUGUUAUUGAGCAAGUUCUUGGAGAUUUAUACAAAACAUGGAGAGAAAUACUUGCAUUAUCAUUUUUAUCCUUUGUAUUGUCUCUCUUCAUGAUCGCUAUUUUCCACUUACUGGCCAGUGUUGUCACUUGGAUUGUCAUGACCUUAGUCAUUGUUGCCUGUACAGCUGGAACUGGUUUGCUUUGGUGGACCUACAUUGAUAUCAAACGGAAUCUUGAUGGCCUUAAACCACAUGAACUUCUGGAGGAAUCUGUACGCAAUGAAAAAGCUUUCUUGACUUUAGCUAUUAUUGCAACUGUGAUCACUAUAAUUUUAUUCUUCCUUAUCUGCUUCAUAAGAAAACGUAUUAGCUUCAUGGCAGCUUUGUUCAGAGAAAGUGCAAAAUGUCUAGCAGAUUUGCCAGGUCUAUUCUUCCAACCAUUGUUAACUUUCUUUGCUUUACUUGUAUUUUUCACCUUCUGGAUCACGGUCAUCUUGUGCCUUGCUACUGCAAACUACCCAAGUACAAAAUCUGUGAACUCCAUUGACACAUUAAAUUUGAAUGCAUCAAUUACUGGUAAACCUUUAGAUGAUAAGCAAAAGCCUUUAGACAUUCCUCUAACUGACUACAAAACAUUUACCAUCGUGGAAUAUGCUGAUUCUACUUGGAUAAAAUACAUGUGGUGGGUGUACAUCAUUGGUUUGAUUUGGAUUUCUGAAUUCAUCACUGCUUGUCAAACCAUGGUUAUUUCUGGUGCUGUAGCUCAUUGGUAUUUCCGAGGUAAAAAUGCUAGUGCAUCACCAGUAUGUUCGUCGAUGGGCACGUUAGUCACGUACCAUCUUGGUUCGGUGGCUUGCGGUUCCCUCCUGAUUACAGUGUUCAAAAUACCACGACUGAUUUUAACUUAUCUGCAUGCGAAGUUCGAAAAAACUAAGGAAACAUCUCCAUGCUCUCAAUGUGGGUUGAAGUGUUGUAUCUGUUGCUUCUAUUGCUUGGACAAGUUCAUUAGAUUUAUGAAUCAUAAUGCCUACACCGUGAUAGCCAUAGAAGGAACACACUUUUGCAAUGCCGCGAGAAUCGCAUUUAAUACGAUAGUAACCAAUGCUGUACAAGUGGCAGUUAUCAAUGGAGUUGGAGACUUUGUUCUUUUCUUAGGAAAAUGUUUCGUGACUGCGGCAACUGGAAGUAUCGGAUUGCUUUUCAUGAGACAAGAUCCAAGACUGCACUUCUAUGCGGUUCCGAUAUUUUUCACUUGCUUAUUUGCAUUUUUCAUAUCCCAUUGCGUGAUUUCGCUUUAUGAGACUGUAAUCGAUACGCUUUUUUUAUGCGUGUGCGAGGACAAGAAUCUAAAUGGCGACAACGGCAAGUGGCGUCAGUCCGCGUUGGCCCAGCUCGCUACUAAUACCACCACCAAUGGUCAGCAAUCGCACGAACUGGAUCCCAUAAAUAGUAAUAGUUAAGUUACAGAUUUCACGACAUUAUAAUCAUCAAUAUGUCCUUAUAUUGUAAACAAACAUAUUUUUGAAUGUUGUGCUCUUUCAUUAGUCAACAUUUAAGUUUUGCAAUGUAAGGACAGAUGCUUACCUAAGUGUGACUCAAGCGUAAUAUCGGCUCAUCUGCCUUAAAACGCAUUUUGCAAUAAGUUUUCCAACUCUAUGUGUAUGAACUUAAUAUAAUCCAUUUACUUUCUUCCAUACAAAUAGCUUGCUAAGUGUACUAAAGGGGGUUUUUAGGUUUACGAAGAAAAGUGAAUAUUUUUUACUAUACAUUUACGCACGCACAGUUUAAUAGUAUUACAAUUGAGACUUUGGUGAUUAAAAGCAACGAUUACCAGGAUUUUGUGCAAUUUGAAGUUUAUAUUUACACUAGAAAACAGACUUACUGAGAGAUUUUUUGUGCACUUGCACUAUAUGUAUACUUAAUCAUUUGUUUUCAUUUUUAGAAAUUUUUUAUUAUGACGCAGUGUUUAUUUUUACCUCAUUAUGCAACAUCGAAUAAAAAUUAUCUUAUGACGAAAAUAUUUUUUGACAAUAAUACUGUGCAUAUUUUAGUACGCGUAUUUAUAUUAUCUAUUUGAAAGUACGAAGCCUCAUUUUUCAUAAAUCAUUUUUAUACUUCUCUAUUUACACUGUAUUCAAUGUUACAAAUAAUUCGACUUUGCGUGUCAAUAUUUUAAUAAGUAAAUUUAUCAUGCAUAUAUACAUGAUUGAUAUUUAAAUAAUUCCAAUGCAUAAUUAAAACUUGUAAGAGGCUUGCUAUCCAGGUUGUAUUAAGUAAUUUUUUUCAUGUGCAUGUCUAUAAGUAUCUUGGCAUAUGAAAUUUUGGAAAUCUAUCUAUGUUAAUUAGUGUUUGCUCUGGGUAUAAGUACAAAGAUAAAACAUAUUCUAAGAACAAUUCACAAAACAGCGUGCUUUAAAAAAAUUAUUGGAAAAUAUAUAUACAUAUAUGAAAACAAAACAAACUAAUAUAGAUAUUAAGCUCAUUAUAUUUAUGUAUUUGGUUGAAGAAAAAACUAAAUCAAUUGAACAAAUAGAAUUUAAGCAUUACUGUUUUUUAGAUGGCCAGAGAUAUAUUUUAUACAAUUUUUUUCAUCUAGCACAAAGCUAAAAGUAAAACUUUCAAAAAGGUAUUUUAAUACAAGAUUUUACUGCCUAAAUCUAUAUAAGUGAAAAAUUGCAUCAAUUAUAUCUAUUGCCAUUAAAAUAGCAACAUCACAUUUUUAAGACUUAUUUGAGCAGCUAUAUUUUAUUAACACGUAAAUUAUUAACAUAAUUUUAUUGAAAGAAUGUACUAAUAUUUUAAAAAAAAACUUAGCAAUUGAUGCAUACUACCAGACUUAUUCAAAAUAAUUUUGAUUUUAUUUUAUAUUUUAGAAUUAUAAUAAUGUAUGGUUUUGUGCAACAAUAUGAUGGUUUUCAUAUGAAUGUCAUCUGCGAACAAUAGAAUAGAGCUAAAAACUGACCACCUAACAAACUAAUUUAAAAAAGUAAGCAUAUUACUGCAUUCUCUUUAGCUUUUGUAUAAGUGCCUUAGGUUAUUGAUUACAAAAUUCGUUUUUGCAUACAAAUAAGAUAAAUAUAACAUUUAUUAUACAGUGAAGUAUUUAUAAAAAAAAAAAAAAUGUAUUUGCAGCAGUUUUACUAUUUCAGAAAGCAUGUGUGAUUGCAAGUGGCAGACAUAACUCACUAAAUGAACAAAUAAUGUACUACUUAUAUUUUAUUGAAACAUAACGUGUGUAUUCCGAAAUAUAUAAUACAAAUAUUGAAUAAAAAAAA